Molecule: messenger RNA, 269 nt
Organism: Staurois parvus
Lineage: Eukaryota; Metazoa; Chordata; Amphibia; Anura; Ranidae
Source: the annotation of a GenBank genome assembly
UCAUGGGACCCCCGGGCAAUAGGGGAUCAUGGGGCCCGUGUCCUUGCCCAAACUCAAAAAAAGCCUAUGAACAGGGGCAUCUCAUGGGGCCCCCUACUGACCGCGGGCCCUCAGACAGUGCCCGAGUUUCCAAAUGGUCAGUCCGCCCCUGCUCAUUUCCUGUCAUGCAGUUGCAAAAUGCGUGGAAAUUUCCCCAAAGUGUACAAAAUUCCCAUCAUAGAGAUCUGACAUAGGAGCAGGUUCCCUCUUAUAGGAUAUGAUGACCACUA